AUGGCAUUAAAUAAUUCAGAAUAGGUGAUUAAAUUUUUAAGAGAAAGUGAGAAAUUGGAUUCAAAUGCAUAUUAAUCAUUAUUGAAAUUAGCUGAGAAUAAGCCAAUUCAUCUUUAUGAAAUAGGAAAACUCACUAAAUUAUUAUUAUUAGGUUCUAGAUAUUAAGUAAUAUUUUAUACAUUAUUUGGUCUUGGAUACAUGGGUAUAAUAGGAUAAUAAAAGUAUAAAUAACUGUAGAUUGAUCUAGAAAAUGUAGAUAAAACACAGAAGUAUUAUGAAAUGUAAUACUAAAUUAUAAUAUAGAAAAUAAGAUCGAAUAGAGUCUAAAAUUAAGAAAUUAUAAGUAGUAGCUAUAUUAUUUGGAUUAACAUCAACACUUGGUCUUUUUGUAACUUAAAGAAUGGGUUAAAAAAUACCCAAAAGUUUAUGGUUUUUACCAAAUGGUGAAUUUAAAUUAACAUUUUAUUCUUUUUUUGGAUUUAAGAAGCACAUUAAUGCUCCAAUAUCUGAUUUUUAACUUUGCACUUCAUCAAGUAAAAUAAAUAAGACAGUGAUGAUGAGAUAUAAAAAUAGAGAAUUAUCAACAAUUGGUACAGGAGUAUCACAUAGUAAUCUAAUUAGAUAUUUGAUAUCAGCAUAAACAAAGAGUGAUU
Messenger RNA from Paramecium pentaurelia, 653 nucleotides. The record is from the annotation of a GenBank genome assembly. Lineage: Eukaryota; Ciliophora; Oligohymenophorea; Peniculida; Parameciidae.